Molecule: messenger RNA, 1196 nt
Organism: Talpa occidentalis (Iberian mole)
Lineage: Eukaryota; Metazoa; Chordata; Mammalia; Eulipotyphla; Talpidae
Product: UPF0450 protein C17orf58-like
Molecular function (GO): protein binding
Source: RefSeq, a predicted model, not a curated record
GCGUGUCUACGAGAAUGACAGCUCGAGCUCUCUGGCUGCUCUGUCUCCUCGUGGGAUCCGCUCCCGAGGCCCCGGGGGCGGAGAGGAAAGCCUCGCCGCCCCACAGCAGGAAGCCCGGCCCCGGCGGCGGCCCGAGCGCAGCGGAGACGCGGGGGCCCGGCGCGCAGCCCGUCCCCCAGGCCCCGCGGCGCCCGAGAGCGGCCGAUGCCGCCCCCGGCCCCUGGCCCGACCCGCCGCCCCGGAAGCCCCCGCCGCCCGCCGAGAACCGCGCCGGCUUCCGGGAGGCCGCGCGCGCGCCCGCCGGCCCGCCGAGCCCGCGCCUCGCGCAGGCCGAGAACCGCCCGUCCCCGCGCCGCGCGCCCGCGCCGGAGGGCCCGCGCCGCGCGCGCGCCCGGGCCCUGCGCUUUCCCGCCGCGCGCGCGCCCGCGCGCGCCCGCGCCGCCGAGGCCCCGCCCGGCCCCGCCCACCCCAACCGGCCGCGCGCCGCCGCCGCCCCCGGGCCCGCGCCCGCCGCGCCGCGCCUCGGGCCUCCGCGGAGGAACGCGGGCCCCGGCGCCGAGCCCUGCGCGCGCGCCUGCGGGGCGGACCUGGACGAGCGCGAGGCCUACUGCGCCAGCGAGUUCGCCGUGAACGGGAUCGUGCACGACGUGGACACGCUGGGCGCGGGCGUCCGCCUGGUGACGCUGCUGCUGGCCCGGGACGGGCUGUACAAGAUGAGCCGCCUGUACGUCGCCCCCGACGGCUUCUUCCUCCGCGUCCACCUGCUGGCCCUGGACGCCGCCGCCUGCGGCCGCCCGUGCCCGGAGCUGAAACCCGGCAGCAGGUACAUCGAUGGGCACAUCUACCAUAAGAGACGGCAGCUCCCGACCUCUCUGCUCCAGGUCCUGAGAGGCCGCCUUCGACCGGGAGAUGGACUGCUGAGGAGCAGCAGCAGCUACGUGAAGAGAUUUAACAGAAAAAGGGAUGGGCAAGUUCAAAGUGCAGUUCACACCCAAUGCAUUUGACACUUGCCGUCCUGGCAUUUUUGGAUCAUCGGAGACUUGGAAUUCAGCUACAAAAAAGGAAGGUCUAUUAUGGCGUAAUGGGUUUCCCGUUAGAAUAGGGCACACAGCGCCUUUGUGAACUCAUUGCAUAGUUAGUGCCAUCUCUAACCUUGACGUCACCUUCUUCCUUACCAAAUGGUUCUUAAAUCGUGU